UGAGGUCGACGAUUCUCAGCACAAACAUUACAAACGCAAUUUUGUGUGCGCUUGUACUGCAGGGAGGCACUAAAUUGUUAUAUUACAGAGUUCACGUGGCGUUAUCGCAGGGAAUAAUGGUGGAGUCAGACAGUGAGGGAGAUUCCAGUGAUUCCACAUCUUCCAGUGAAGCAUCACCAAUCCCAGAAAGGGAAAAGAAAUCCAGGAGAAGAGAGAAGGAUGCUGGAGAUGAGCAUGGGAGGACGGGAAGAAGGUCCCCAUCCCCAAGACGUAGAUCAACCCGGAGACAGAGUUCAGGGGAAAAUGAGAGAAGGAGGGAUAAACAGGAGGUAGAAGAGAAAAAGGACAGAUCUUUAUCAGAUGAAGAAGGUGUGGAUAGUAGGGACAAGCCUCAUUUGAGGAAAUCUGUCAAGAGUGAUGAUACUGAAGAUGGAAGGUCAAGAAGGAGAGAAGAUGAUGGAGUCAUUAAUAGAAGACACAAAUCUGAUGAUGAGCUCUCAGUUGGUGCGGACUCAGAUAUUGAGACACUGCAAGAAGGCAUCCCAGAACCAACCGUGCAACAGAAGCAGCAAAGGAAGCCAGCUAGGUUUGACAGUGACAGUGAUGACAGUGAGAGUAGUGUUUCCUGGAGAGAACGAAGGGUGAAAAGUGUUCUACUAAGCAAUGAGCAACCAGUAGAGGACAGACGAAGCUGGGACUAUGCCUCUGAUGAUGAAGAUGGAAGAGGGAAGAAGAUGCAGAGUGCAGUGGGUAGCAACAUCAUCCAUGGCAACGUGAGAGAGACAGAAGGAGGAGAUGAAGAUGGUGAGAUGGACCAGGAUGGAGACAGAGAAGAGAGGAGGAAGGAGGAUAAGGAUCAGGAUAGCAUGGAUAGAGAACGAGGGAGAAAUAGAGAGAGGGAACAUGAUAGAGACCGUGAUCGCAGGAGGGAAGGAAGAGAUAGAGAGGAGAGAGACAGAAGAGGACGAGAUGGUGAUAGAUCCAGGCCCAGGGGAGAGGAACGCGAUCGAAGAGAUAGAUCUCUUUCACCAAGCCACUACAGCAGGAUGAAAGACAAGUACGAGGACCGGUUCCGAGGCGGUUCUAGGCGAGACAGAUUAGAGGAGGGAGAGGUCGAGGAGACAGGAGGAUAUGAAGAUGCAAGGAGAAGAUUCAGGAAUAGAAGAUUUAGAGAAGAGGAGGAAGAGAGAAGGAAGCGUGAUGAAGACAGAGACCAAGAUAACAGCCGACGGAGAAGAAGAGAUGAUGGAGAGGAGAACAAGGAGAAUGCUGCUCCACCUCCCAAGAAGAAGAAGCCAGAAAUCGAUCCUCUUCUCACGAGAACAGGUGGAGCUUAUAUCCCUCCAGCUAAACUAAGGAUGAUGCAAGCACAGAUUACUGAUAAAACAAGUGUUGCAUAUCAGAGGAUUUCAUGGGAAGCACUAAAGAAGAGUAUCAAUGGUCUGGUGAACAAGGCUAACAUCUCCAAUCUUGGUUUGAUUGUACAAGAGAUGCUACAGCUCAACAUUGUACGAGGACGUGGUUGGUUAGCUAAAGCAGUGGUUGAUGCUCAGUCUGCCUCACCUACCUUCACUCAUGUGUAUGCAGCAUUUAUUGCCAUCAUCAAUACAAAGUUUCCACAAAAUGGAGAACUCAUCUUGCGAAGACUCAUCACUAACUUCAAGAAGGGUUAUCGCCGUAAUGACAAGAAGCUUUGUCUCUCCUCAACCAGGUUUAUUGCUCACUUGGUCAACCAGCAAGUGGCUCAUGAGGUAGUGUCCCUGGAGAUCCUAACCCUGUUGUUAGAGCAAGCUACAGAUGACAGUGUGGAAGUAGCAGUGGGGUUCCUCAAGGAAGUCGGACAGAAACUAACAGAACUUUCACCAAGAGGAAUCAUGGCCAUCUUUGAGAGACUGCGUAGCAUCCUUCAUGAGGCUAAGAUAGAGAAGAGAGUUCAGUACAUGGUAGAGGUUAUCUUUGCCAAUCGUAAGGAUGGUUUCAAGGAGUUUCCUGCGGUCAUUGAAGAGCUGGACUUGGUAGAGGAAGAUGACCAGUACACUCAUCUACUCACACUUGAAGAUGAUUACCAAACAGAAGAUAUACUCAAUGUUUUCAAGGCUGAUCCUGAGUUUCUAGAGAAUGAAGAGAAAUACAAAGCAAUCCGUAAAGAGAUCUUAGAUGAAGACAGUGAGGAUUCUGGAUCAGGUGGUGAGAGCGGAUCCAGUGAAGAAGAUUCAGAUGAACAAGAAGCAGCAGAACAAGAGAAGAUGGAGAUACAGGAUAAGACCGAGACGAACCUGACGGCUCUAAGACGUAUCAUCUACCUCACCAUCCAGUCCAGUCUUGACUUUGAGGAGUGCACUCAUAAGAUGCUCAAGAUGGAGUUGAAGCCAGGCCAAGAGAAAGAAGUGUGUCUCAUGAUCCUGGAUUGCUGUGCUCAACAGAGGACGUAUGAGAAGUUCUUUGGACUAUUAGGACAGAGGUUCUGUCAGCUGAAGCAGGAGUAUGUAAGGGAAUAUGAAGGGAUCUUUGGUGAGCAGUAUGAUACAUGUCAUCGUCUAGAUACCAACAAACUGAGGAAUGUGGCCAAGUUCUUCUCUCAUCUGCUCUUCACAGAUGCCAUCUCAUGGACGGUCAUUGAAAGCAUUCAUCUGAAUGAGGAGGAAACCACUUCUUCAAGUCGUAUCUUCAUUAAGAUUCUCUUCCAAGAACUAUCAGAGUACAUGGGACUUCCAAAACUCAAUGACAGACUCAAAGAUGCAACCCUAAUGCCAUUCUUUGAAGGCAUGCUACCUAGGAACAACCCUGCUCAUACAAGAUUUGCCAUCAACUUCUUCACCACCAUUGGUCUUGGAGGUCUCACGGAUGAUCUACGUGAUCAUCUGAAGAACUUCCAGCGACAGAUCAUGCAGCAGCAGCAACCCUUAGAAGAGAGUGACAGCGAUGAUAACGAUAGUGAGGAGGAGGAAGAAGAAGAGAGUAGCAGUGAAGAAAGUGAGGAAGAAGAUAAGAGAAAGAAGAAGAAGAAAAAGAAGAGACAGGAGAGUAGCGGCGAGGAUAGUGAAGAGGCAGACAGAAGUAAAAGAAGGAAAAAGAAGGAGAAGGAAAAGAAGCAGAGAAGGAGAAGGAAGGAAUCAACGGAUAGUGGGAACGAAGACAAAUCUUCAGAUGAGGAAUCCGAAAGUGAGAUCUCUGGAAGCGAUGAUGAAAGAAGAAGGAGAAAGAGAAAGUCUGAAAAGCCCAGGAGAGAAGAGAAAAAGCGCCAAACCAAACCAGACUCCCACCACAGACGAGAACAAGGACACAAGAAAUCAGAUCGAAGACAGAGGGAGGUACAAAGUGAGAGUGAAGAUGGUGAAGAACUAAUUAAUAAUAUUUCACAGAAAGAAAGAGAUAGAGAUAGACAUCGUGGAGAGGACAGGGAUAGACGUCGUGAAGCAGAACAUGAACAGGAGAGACCUAGUCGAAGGGGAAAGGAAAGAGAAGGUGAGAAGGAAAGGAGAAGGGGUGAUGACAAACAGACGAGAAGAGAGGAUGAUGGUAAACAUAGGGAAAGAGGAAGGGAAAGGGAUGGAGAUCAAAGAAAACAUAAUAGAGAAGUAGAGGAAAAGGAUAGUGAUGAAGAACUAGCAACUAGGCUUAGAGAACAACUGAGGAGGGAGGAUGAAAGAGAGGAAAGAAGGAGUAAGGAAAAGAGAAGAAACCGAGAGGGUAGUGAUGAAGAACUAGCAAAUAGGCUUAGGGAACAACUAAGGAGGGAAGAUGAAAGAGAGGAAAGAAGGAAUAAGGAAAAGAGGAUAAACAGAGAGGAUAGUGACGAAGGUAAGGAAGUCGGAAGAAAAGAAAAGGAAAGAAGCAGAGAUGAAAGAAAGAAACAUGGUAUGGAAGAAGAGUCUGUUAAAGAUGGAAGAAAGCAGGAUAGAGAUAGGAGAAACAAAAGGGAGGAAAAGCAAAGAGAAGAUAAAGAUAGAAAUGAAAGAAAGCGAGAAGAUAAUUCAAGAGGUAGACAGGAAAGGGGAGAUGAUGAAGAAGAACAAGAUGAAAGACAUAGUAGAAGAGGAAGGAAAGAUGAAAGACAGAGAAUGAUGAAAGAAGAUCAAAGGGGAGGGAGAGGUGAGGAAAGAAGAAGAGAAAGGGAUCAGGAUGUAUCAUCAGAUGAUGAAAAUAACAGGUCCAACAAGUCCAAAGGAAAAGAGAAGACAAAGACUAAGACGGAUGAUAGAAGAGGGAGGGAAGAGGACAGAAUGAGAGAAAAAGAUUCAUCUUCAGAUGAGGAAAGUACGAGAAGGUCUAGAGAUAAAGGUCGCAGAGAUAAAAUUCCAGAGAAGAAAAGAAGUAAAAAAGAUGAAGAGAGAAUGGAGAGAGUUGAAGAAAGGAGGAGGGGAAGAGAUGAAUCUUCAGAUGACGAAGAUAUAAGAAGGUCUGAUGGCAAAGGCGACAGAGAAGUAGCAGAGAAGAAAAGAAGUAAAAAUAAGAAGGAGGAGAGAAGGAGGGAAAGAGAAGUAUCUUCAGAUGACGAAGAUAUAAGAAGGUCUGAAGGCAAAGGCAACAGAGAGGUAGCAGAGAGGAAAAGAAGUAAAAAUGGAAAGGAGGAGAGAAGGAGGGAAAGAAGUGUAUCAUCAGAUGAGGAAGAUACCCGUCGGUCUAAAGAUAAGGGUUCCAGAGAAGAGAUGCCAGAGAAGAAAAGGAAUAGAAUGGAGAAUGAGAGGAGAGGAAGAGAUGAAGAUAGGAGGAGGGGAAAGGUAAGAGAAGAUAGUUCAGAUGAAAAAAACACAAGACGGUCUAAAGAACAAAGCUUCAGAGAUGAAAGAGAAGAUAGUAGAAGGAGAGGAGAAGAAAGAAAAGAUGAAAGGAGAAAGGGAAGGGAAGAAAGAAGACAUGAAGAUAGGCAGGACAAUGAUAGGUCUAGGGAUGGUGAUAGAAAUGAAAGAAGAGAAAGGGAAGAACGGAUGGAGACUGAAAGUAGAAGCCGAAGUGGGAGUAGUAGAAGGCAUACAGAAAGCGAGGAAAAUGAAAUCAAUAGUAGAUCAAGGCAAGGAAGAGAUGAGAGAGAAGUAAGAAGACCAAGAAUUGAUGAUAGAGGACAUAAUGAUCGAGAAGACUUGGCAAGACAUGAUAGGGAUAGAAUAGACAAAUUAGAAAGAGAGAGAGCAAAUGAGAGAAUAGAAAGCACAAAUGAUCAGAAACGUGGGGAUCAAAGGAAAAAGAAGGAAGAGGUAAAAGAAUCAAGCAGUGAAGAGGAGGACAGUAGUGAGGAAAACUCAAGUGAGGAUUCCAGCAGUGAGGAAGAGAGCGAGGUGGAAGAGAAGAAAGAUGAUGGUAGGAGAGAGGAAAAGAGAAAAGCUGAGAGCAAUCUUGAGAGGGACGAACAGAGAAGAGCAAAUGAAUUAAAGACUACUAAGACUACACAAGAAGACAGUGAUGAGAGUGACAGUGAUGAAAGUGAGAGUGAUAGUGAUGAUAGUAGUGAUAGUGAUGAUAGUGAUAGCGAAGAGAGUGAAAAGGAAGAAGUUUCAUCUUCACGUAGGAAAGAGGAAGAGCGCAAGAGAGAGCAUCCUGAGCCUGCGAAAGAACAAAGCGAAAGUGAAGACAGCAGUGACAGUGAUGACAGUGAUAGUGAUGAUAGUGAGGAAGAGGAAGAUAGUGAAAAGGAGAGUGAGAAGAGUGAUGAACAGAGAGGGGUAAAUAAUGUGCAAAGAGACCAUAGAGGAAGACCAGAACGAGAUGAGAGAAAAAGGCGAGAAGAACCAAGAGAAGAGAUAAGAAGCAGAGAUAACAAGUCUUCCAAUCCGAUAGAUAGAAAGAGAAAUAGAGAGGAUGAUGGUAAAAGGAAUUCUAAUGAACAUGGAGAAAGAAGAGAUAGAAGAUAUGAGAAGGAAGAGUACGUAUCAGAUAGGCAUAGUAGUAGGGAUAGAGAGCAAAUGGAUAGAAGUAGAGAGAGGGGAUCUAGGGACCGGAGAGAUAGGCGGUGACUUCAGAAGUAAUUCUUAAUUAAUCAUAUUGAUUAUGGAGGCAAUGAUUCGCUGAGUUGUAGAUAGCAGCAUUGAUCAAGUUUCUGUUAUUUUCAGAUUGAUUGAUAUUUUGUAAAUUAAUUUGAAACUAUAUCUCAAUAUGUUUCCUUGGACUAUCAACAAUGAGCAGGGUUACUGACUGAAAUUCUGUGUCAUAAGUCACCAGAAUGUUUUGGAUUUUAAAAAAUGUUAAAAUGUAUCCCUCAUUCUUCAAUGUCUUAUGCUAUUACUGUUGGAAACAUUAUUGAUUACACCUGUUUCAAUCUGUUGUAUUUUUUGAAUGGUUAGCGUUUUAAGGUAAAGUUACAGUUUUUAUUCAUCAGUAUGCUUUGAUAUGGUCUGUUUGGAACCAGAAGGUUGCUAACUAAUAUCACUCUACACAGAGUUAAUGCCCUCCUGGCUCCAAACAGAUAAUAUUGCAAUUGAAAGUUAAAGAAGACAGAAAUUAUUUCUUUAUCAGCAGCAAAAUUGAAUACUUCAAAUGUUUGCUAACUUACUCUUGAAAUAUCUAAACUUGAUGAGUUCUUGUAAAUUCUUUAAUUACAAAUCAGGGUAGUGAUUGACUAACCAGUUAUACUGUAUACCAUCUCAAGUAUGAUUUUAUCAAGUGUUUAUUUCUCCAUUAAGGUUAGGUUUCUUCUAUCAGAGACUACUUGAUGGUUUCAUAUCCUAUGUUAUAUGUACGUGUAUGCCUAUGCUGCAUAGUGACUGAGAAGUACAGCUCCACAUGCUUUGAUGAAGGUCAUUGGCUGAAGGUCAUUUGCUGAACAGAAUGUAUUACAUGCUAUUAUGUUUGGCUCAUCAUUAUACAGAUUUUAAGAGUGAAACCUACCAAGAAGCUACAAAUACUUUUGUUUUCAUUAUUGCAAGCUGACCAGAAUUUAAAUAACGGGUGUAUCGAUCCCUCAUAGUUUAAAUAGUAUAAUGACUUGGGUUUAUGUUCUUUUGAUACGCACAUAAUAAUGGUUGAUAGUGUAGGAAUGUAAUGGAAGAAUGAAAUAUGUUCUCUUUGAUCCAGAAAGAUACAAAGCUACAGUCAUCAACAUGAAAUCCUACCAGGGUAUUGAUGUGUCAAGGGUACUGCCAUUUGAUGAGGUUCAUGUAAAGUAUUAUCCUGCAGUACAUAAUAAUGAUCUUUGAAACACCUCUCCUUAUCAUCUUAUCUUGGCUAAUUGCCAGUGAGUACAAUGAUAGAGCAUAUGUGUACAGAAUGGUGUGUAUUGUUUCUGUAGAAACAGCAAGAGAUUGAAAUGUAUUUUCACAUUAUUGAUGAUUACAAGGUUUAUAUAGAGGUUGGAGAUGUUUUGAAGUGCUUGUGAUACGAUGCUCAAAGCAAAUGCUGCUAUGCCGUGACAACAGAUUUGUAAAAGUAUGCUUAGUUAUUUCUGUAGCACAGUCCUCUUUUCAGAUGCAAGAUUGAAUUUUGUUUGACAUGAAAUGCACACCAUUAUAUUACUCUGUGUCAUAGUGCUGCAUGUAGCUGUCUAUUAGUCUCCUGGCACAGAUUUCAUUUUUGGACACUUCUUGAACGUGAAAUAGCAUUUAUCACCUUCACCAAACUCCUUUGUCUUCUCUAGAUCUGUCACAUAUGGUCUUAUUUCUAAGGGAUCAUGAUUUAGUUUACUUUAGACAUUUGAUUUAGUUUCCAGUUUAAACACGUUUGUUUGGUUACUGGCGUACAUGUAUUGUUUGCUUGUUUUGUUUGAUCAUAUUGUAACUCUUUGAAACUAUUUCAACUUAAUGCAUAAGUUAUAUUAAUGUCAGAUAUGUGGGUUGUUAGGUAUUAUGCUCUGAUGCUAGGCAGAAUCCUUACCAGCAUUAUUUUGAUAUGUAUACAUCAUGUAGAUAUGAAUGAUUCCCUUUUUGCCAUUCCAUGUCCACUAAAUAGGACUGUUGUUAUAAAUGUAGAUUGCAGGUUGAUGAUUUCUAAUCUUUCAACCAAUAUAUUUCACAAAACAAGAGGCGUAUGAAGCAUGUUCCUGGGGAAAUUUAGUUACGGAAAGCUGCUGAUCAUAGAAGAAUAACAAAAUCAUGGAUGUGUGUUUCCAUAGUGGAUUACUCUUUAUGUUUGUGAAAUAUAUUGCUUCUACCUUUAUUUCAUUUAUAUUUAGUUUGUAUUAGUGUAUCAGAUGUUUGCAUUAUAUAUUCUUUGUAAAGAGGAGAACAUACAGCAAUGAAAUGUAUGAGUUAGAAACACACUGCUUUCCCUUUCUCUUUUGAUUUGUGGAAGAACAUUGACAUAUUUCCCUUCUUUAGAUUUCCUUAUUUUUCUUAUGUCGAAGAAUAGGUUGAUGUCAUGUAGAUAUGUGCCCAAUCUAAACAUGUAUAUACUGUCACUGUUUUGUACACAAACUUAUUGUGUAAAAUGCUUUGAAUGAAAUAUUUUGAAUAAAAGUUCAUUCACUUAUA
Strongylocentrotus purpuratus (purple sea urchin) is the source of this 8399-nucleotide messenger RNA. RefSeq names its product pre-mRNA-splicing factor CWC22 homolog. Gene Ontology annotation, biological process: mRNA splicing, via spliceosome. Lineage: Eukaryota; Metazoa; Echinodermata; Echinoidea; Camarodonta; Strongylocentrotidae. Gene Ontology annotation, cellular component: catalytic step 2 spliceosome. Gene Ontology annotation, molecular function: RNA binding; protein binding. Bases 117 to 5951 code for a protein of 1944 amino acids. The record is from RefSeq and is a predicted model, not a curated record. The transcript has 19 exons.